AUGAAGGUCGACGUGAAGCGACAAUUGUUCGCCCGCAGCGAGCGGGUGAAGGGUAUCGACUUCCACCCCCAAGAGCCAUGGAUUCUUACGACACUGUACAGCGGCCAUGUCUACAUCUGGUCGUACGAGACACAGCAGAUUGUCAAGACAUUUGAGCUCACCGACGUUCCUGUGCGAGCUGGCCGAUUCGUCGCAAGAAAGAACUGGAUUGUCUGCGGUUCCGAUGACUUCCAGAUCCGUGUAUACAACUACAACACCUCGGAGAAGAUCACCUCCUUCGAGGCCCACCCCGACUAUAUUCGAGCUAUCGCCAUUCACCCGACACAACCCUUCGUGCUGACCGCCUCCGAUGACAUGACGAUCAAGCUUUGGGACUGGGAGAAGGGAUGGAAGUGCGUGCAGGUCUUUGAGGGUCACGGCCACUAUGUCAUGGGACUUGCCAUCAACCCCAAGGACACCAACACUUUCGCGUCCGCCUCUCUGGAUCGUACCGUCAAGAUCUGGAGCCUUGGCUCCGCGACGCCCAACUUCACUCUCGAGGCGCAUGAGGCCAAGGGUGUCAACCACGUCGACUACUACCCUCACUCCGACAAGCCCUACCUCCUGACGACAUCCGAUGACCGGACCGUUAAGGUCUGGGAUUACACUACCAAGUCUCUGAUUGCUACCCUCGAGGGCCACACGAAUAACGUCUCGUUCGCGUGCUAUCACCCCGAAUUGCCAGUCAUCAUUUCCGGUUCCGAGGACGGCACUAUCAGGAUAUGGCACGCCAACACCUACCGAUUUGAGCAGUCGCUGAACUACGGCCUGGAACGUGCAUGGUGCGUUUCCUACCAGAAGGGCAAGCAGGGUGUCGCUGUCGGUUUCGACGACGGCGCUGUCGUCGUAAAGCUGGGUCGCGAGGAGCCUGCUGUGUCCAUGGACGCUUCAGGAAAGCUCAUCUGGGCCCGCCACAACGAGGUCGUUUCGUCCAUUAUCAAGGGUGGAGAUGACUCCAUCAAGGACAACGAGCCCAUUCAUCUCACCGUCAAGGAGAUGGGCACCUGCGAAGUGUACCCUUCGACCCUGCUUCACAACCCCAACGGAAGAUUUGUCGCUGUCUGCGGUGACGGCGAGUACAUCAUCUACACGGCUCUGGCGUGGCGUAACAAGGCUUUUGGUUCUGCGUUGGACUUUGUGUGGGCGUCUAAGGAGAACACCAAUGACUUCGCCAUCCGGGAGUCGGCGACGAGCGUCAAGGUCUACAAGAACUUUGUUGAGAAGCCCGGCGGCCUUGAUGUCGGGUUCCAGGCCGAUGGUCUGACUGGUGGUGUAUUGCUUGGUGUCAAGGGUCAGGGCGGCAUUUCGUUCUUUGACUGGCAAAGCGGUGGCCUGGUCAGACGCAUUGAGGUUGAGCCGAGAGAGGUUUACUGGUCUGACAGUGGUGAGCUGGUUGCUCUCGCAUGCGAGGAUACCUUCUACGUCCUCCGUUUCUCUCGUGAGGCCUACAUUGAGGGUGUCCAGACUGGUCAGGUUGAUGAGGACGGUGUCGAGGCUGCUUUCGAGGUCAUUACUGAUAUCAACGAGAGCGUUCGCACGGGAGAGUGGGUUGGCGACUGCUUCCUGUACACCAACAGCACCAACCGGUUGAACUACCUUGUGGGUGACCAGACCUACACCGUGUCGCACUUCGACCAGUCCAUGUACAUCCUCGGCUACAUUCAGCGUGACUCAAGAAUUUACCUUGCCGACAAGGAUGUCUCCGUCACCUCGUUUGCUCUGUCGCUGCCCGUCCUCGAGUACCAGACUUUGGUUCUCCGUGAUGACAUGGAGACGGCGCAAGAGCUUUUGCCGACUAUUCCUGCGGAUCAGUUCAACAAGAUUGCGCGCUUCUUGGAGGGCCAGGGCCAUAAGGAACUGGCUCUGGAGGUCGCCACUGAUCCCGAGCACAAGUUCGAGCUUGCUCUCGGCCUGGGCCAGCUGGAUACCGCACUCGAGCUUGCUAGGGAAGCUGAUGUCGAGCACAAGUGGAAGACCGUCGGUGAUGCCGCUCUUGCUGGAUGGCAGGUCGCCGUCGCACAAGAGUGCUUCACCAACGCAAGGGAUCUUGGCUCCCUUCUCCUCCUGUACUCGUCCACUUCAGACCGUAGCGGUCUCUCAAAACUGGCCGAGCAGGCCCAGGAGGCGGGUGCUCACAACGUAGCAUUCAGCUGCAAGUGGCUCCUCGGCGAUGUUGCCGGCUGUGUUGAGAUUCUCACCAAGACCGGCCGGUUAGCCGAGGCUGUCCUGUUUUCGCAAACAUACAAGCCGAGUCUCACAGCAGACGUCGUUAAGGAGUGGAAGGAGAGCCUCGACAAGGGCAAGAAGGGCCGCGUGUCCAAGAUGAUCGGUGUACCCGUUGAGGACGAGGAGCUGUUUCCCGAGUGGGACGAGUGGCUGCGCCUGGAGAAGGAGGGCGGCGCCGCGCCCGAGGUGGCCGAGGUUAAGAAGGUCAACGGAACUGAGUCACCUGCCUCGGCAGCCGAGGAAGAGAUCGAGGCAGAGGAGGAGGAGGCAGAGGAGGCCGCGGCGGAGGACGACGAGGAGUAG
Molecule: messenger RNA, 2568 nt
Organism: Colletotrichum truncatum
Lineage: Eukaryota; Fungi; Ascomycota; Sordariomycetes; Glomerellales; Glomerellaceae
Product: coatomer wd associated region
Biological process (GO): retrograde vesicle-mediated transport, Golgi to endoplasmic reticulum; endoplasmic reticulum to Golgi vesicle-mediated transport; intra-Golgi vesicle-mediated transport
Cellular component (GO): COPI vesicle coat
Molecular function (GO): structural molecule activity; protein binding
Source: RefSeq, a predicted model, not a curated record